Cordyceps militaris CM01 is the source of this 1179-nucleotide messenger RNA. Its product is annotated as oryzin precursor. The transcript has 4 exons. Lineage: Eukaryota; Fungi; Ascomycota; Sordariomycetes; Hypocreales; Cordycipitaceae. The record is from RefSeq and is a predicted model, not a curated record. Gene Ontology annotation, biological process: proteolysis. The coding region runs from base 1 to 1179 and encodes 392 amino acids. Gene Ontology annotation, molecular function: serine-type endopeptidase activity.
AUGCGUCUGUCCGUCCUGCUCUCUAUUCUGCCCCUGGCCGCGGCCGUCCCGACGGCCAAGCGAUCCGAGCCCGCUCCUCUCCUGAUUCCUCGCGGCGUCGGCGCUAAUAGCCUGAUCGCCGGCGAGUAUCUCGUCAAGUUCAAGGAGGGCAGUGCGCUCGCCGCCGUCGAGGAGGCCAUGAAGCAGCUGCCCAACGGGUCCGGUGAGAUCUUCAGCGAGGUCUUCAAGGGUUUCUCCGGCCAGUUUGACGAUGCUACCCUCAGCCUCCUCCGCGAUCACCCGGAUAACCACCUUAUGACGGCCUUUUCUGGCAUUAGCCAGAACCCGUCUGCUUGGGGUCUCUCUCGCAUCUCCCACAAGGACCCUGGCACGAGCGACUACCUUUACGAUUCCUCUGCUGGAGCUGGAACUUGCUCCUACGUUGUUGACAGUGGCAUUGACGCCUCACACUCUGACUUUGACGGCCGUGCCGAGCUAAUCAAGACCUUCUUCGGCCCGAACAAGGACAACUGCGGCCACGGCACCCACGUGGCCGGCAUCAUCGGCAGCACCACCUACGGCGUGGCCAAGAAGACCAGCCUGUACGGCAUCAAAGUUCUCAGCUACGAUCCCGUCUUGAAACAAUGCUCGGGCUCCAACGACGGCAUCAUCCACGGUCUCGAGUACGUGGCGCGGGACGCCGCGAACCGCAGUUGCCCCAACGGCGUCGUCGUCAACAUGAGCCUGGGCGGCGGCUUUACGCAGAUGCUCAACGAUGCCGUCGCCGCCCUCGUCAGCAGGGGCUACUUUGUCGGCGUCGCGGCCGGCAAUGGCGACGAGCACAACAACCCGAUUGACGCCGGCGACGUGUCGCCCGCCUCGGAGCCGUCGGCCUGCACCGUCGGCGCGAGCGACGCCAACGACGAAGUGGCCACAUUCUCCAACUACGGCGACGUGGUCGACCUCCACGCCCCCGGCGUCUCCAUCGUCAGCCUGCGCGCCGGCGGGGGCACCAUCUCCAUGGACGGCACCUCCAUGGCCACGCCGCACAUUGUCGGCCUUGCCGCCUACUUCAUGGGUCAGGGCAAGUCGGCCGAUGGCUUGUGCGAGUACCUUCAGAGCAUCGCCAUCAAGGACGCCAUCUGGGGCGUGCACUAUGGCACCAAGAACCUGCUUGCUCAGAACGAUAUGGCACAGUGA